GCGGCGAAGUUGUUUGACCUCCCGUCCUUCGACAUUCUCGCUUCCUCUCCGGCCGUUCCUCCGUCGUCUUUGGGGAGGUAACGAAGUGCGAUAUACUUCGCCCUUCGCCGUCUGGGUCCCUCAGCUCGUCACACAAAGCAGAGGGAGAGGAGUUUUAGGGGCGGGAGGAACCAUCACCGUGCCCGUGCUGGCCAUUAUUAUUUCUUCCCCGAGCGGCAAUUGCUGGCCACCGUCGUGCUAUAUUAUUCAGGUGCGUGGCUGUCCCGUCCAACCGUGUAGCGGAGUGUUUCUUAGGCAGAAUGGCGGCGGAGUGCUUACACGCCGGCGCGGAGCUCUGGCUCCCGGAUGAGUUCCUCGACGACGACUUCUUCUCCGAGGAGGAGAAGGCGGCGGUGGCGGCCAGGAGCGAGAGCGACGAGGAGGAAGGUCUCGGCGGGCUCUCAAGCCGCAUGGCGGGUCUUCUCGGCGGCGACGCUGACGGCGGCGAUAUCCCUCCCAAGGCGGGGGUGUUGGCCGGCUCACCGCAGUCGACGCUGUGCGGGCUGUCGGCUUCCGGGGACGAUAGCCCCAACGGCGUAGCUUCACAAGUCAGCUCGCCGCCGUCGUCGCCGCUUGAGAAGGAGCCGGCUGAUCCCUUGGACCUGCUGUACGAGGCAGCCGGGCAAGUGGCCCGCCUGCGCACCAACAACAUCUCCGUGCCCAAGAACGCUCCUGUGUAUGACGGCCACUCUGUUGUGCAGCCGGUGAACACCUCGCCUCCGACCACGGCUCCUAAGGCCGCCGGCGCUUACCAAUAUCCCUCGGAUCACUUGGCCACGCAGCGCCGGAUUCAAGCGGCUCAUUUUCAAGCCCUGAAGCAACAGCAACAGCAACUGCUCAAGCAACAGCGGGAGCGGCAACUUGCCGCUGCGGCGGCGGCGGCGUGGGGCGCGAACCUGUGCGGGUCUCAACAAACCACCAGCUUUGGUGCCCCACAUGGCCUGAGCUCGUCCGCGUGGCCCCCGCUUCAGAAGCCGCAACAGCAGGCGGCGUCCGCGGCGGCAAUGCGCGCCGUGUUCCUCACCCCACCCGGUGCCAAACGUGAGCGCACCGGCACCGGCGUUUUCAUUCCUCGCCAGGCCGGCGCCCCCGCCGAGCCCAGGAAAAGGCCAGCCUGCUCCACUGUUCUUCUCCCGGCUCGCGUCGUGCAGGCGCUCAACCUUAACGUCGAGGAUCUCGGAGCUCGUCCAAUCUACCCAGGCGGUUACGUUCUUGAACACGACGCACUGGUCAGUCGGAGCAACGCACUGCUGGCAAGCCAGAAGCGCGCGUCCCAGCUCCCUGGUUCCGCUGCUCGUGAGGUCAAUCACCCCCUGGAAUGGACGUAUUGAAAACGCCGAAUCGCUCUCGCUGCAAGAUGAUCUGUUCUAGUCACAGAUCAAUGGGUCAUAGGGACAAAAUUACUAUUACUAUUGCUAGUGGUAGGUAGGUGUUAGGCUAGAGGUUGGAGGCAGCGGUUGUAGAUUGAGCGUUAGGUGUUCUUUUGUGCUUGAUAUAUCGGUUAUUUUGGAUGGUGGGUGAUGGCUGGAUGGGUUCGGAUGAACAAGAGCGAAAUACAUGGCUUUCGCAGGUCGUUGGGUUGGCAUUUCGGACGAAUAAUAAGUGGUGAUUUUGGAGGAUUUGGAAGUGUGCUAGCUAGUUAUGGUAGUAUGAUGAUUGUGAUGAUUAUUGUCCGAGUUUGCAAUGUGUCAGUGUAAGUAAGAAAUAAGAAAGGCUCCAAGUUUGCUUUC
Molecule: messenger RNA, 1769 nt
Organism: Phragmites australis (common reed)
Lineage: Eukaryota; Viridiplantae; Streptophyta; Magnoliopsida; Poales; Poaceae
Exons: 5
Coding region: 300-1370 (356 amino acids)
Source: RefSeq, a predicted model, not a curated record